UACAGGAUCGAGUAUGCGAAAUCAGGGCGCGCCGUGUGCCAGAAUGGGGAAUGCAAGAAGCGCGCUUUGAAAAUCCCAAAGGGUGCCAUGCGUCUUGGUGUGUGGGUGGAUGUUCAAGGGCAUGGAUCGUACAAGUGGCGUCACUAUGGAUGCAUCACUGACCGUGUCAUGAACAACAUGCAUUCGGAGUUUGGAUCG
Molecule: messenger RNA, 198 nt
Organism: Protomyces lactucae-debilis
Lineage: Eukaryota; Fungi; Ascomycota; Taphrinomycetes; Taphrinales; Protomycetaceae
Product: poly polymerase and DNA-ligase Zn-finger region-domain-containing protein
Exons: 1
Molecular function (GO): DNA binding; zinc ion binding
Source: RefSeq, a predicted model, not a curated record